AUGUCCAUAACCUACAGACCAUAUGCGGGACCAUCCGACCUACCCGCUAUCAUUCACCUAGUAGAGACAGAGCUCAGUGAGCCGUAUGUCAUCUACACCUAUCGGUAUUUUCUUGAUGGUUGGCCACAUCUAGCAUACAUGGCCGAAACCUCCUCUCCUCCCGACACAGAGACAGACACAGAGACGCAUAUACCUACCAGCAAGAGCGCUCCGCGUGCAGUAGGCUGCGUAGUGUGCAAGCAAGACCUGCACGGGCCGCUGCAGACUAUGAGGGGGUAUAUUGCCAUGCUCUCCGUUUCCCCGCUGUAUAGACGAAGAGGGGUCGGUGCAGGCCUAGUGAGACUUGCUGUUAAGGGGAUGAAGUUUACCGGUGCGGAUGAGGUUAUGCUUGAAACGGAACAUGAUAACGCAUCCGCUUUGCGACUGUAUGAGCGGCUCGGGUUCAUAAGAGAAAAGCGGUUGUUCCGAUUUUAUUUGAAUGGGAAGGAUGCGUUCAGACUUGUUUUGGCGCCUGCUGAAGCUGAGAGGGGUUGGGAGGGGGUUGAAAUAGAGGGGGAGGGUGAUGAUCUCCCUAGUUAA
Molecule: messenger RNA, 579 nt
Organism: Dacryopinax primogenitus
Lineage: Eukaryota; Fungi; Basidiomycota; Dacrymycetes; Dacrymycetales; Dacrymycetaceae
Product: acyl-CoA N-acyltransferase
Exons: 3
Coding region: 1-579 (192 amino acids)
Biological process (GO): N-terminal peptidyl-methionine acetylation
Cellular component (GO): NatC complex
Molecular function (GO): protein-N-terminal amino-acid acetyltransferase activity
Source: RefSeq, a predicted model, not a curated record